GGCGGGGCUACGUGCGCAGGCGCAGAGAGGUAUGCUGUAGCGCCGCUGGCCGAGGGGCUUUCCGCCUCGCUCUUUUUCCCUUCUCACCAUCUUUCGGUUCGGGAGGUGCUCUGUCGUUCUGUGGGUUGGGUCCGAUUGACACGCCUAGAGGCCCCCCCUCUCCAAGCGGCGGCGGUGGAGAGGAGCAGCCGCCGUCGCCGCGUCGCUCCCAAAAUGUCGCAGACAGCCAUGUCCGAGACCUACGACUUCUUGUUUAAGUUUUUGGUCAUUGGAAAUGCUGGAAGUGGCAAAUCCUGCUUGCUUCAUCAAUUUAUUGAGAAGAAAUUCAAAGAUGAUUCAAAUCAUACUAUAGGAGUGGAAUUUGGUUCAAAGAUAAUAAAUGUAGGAGGCAAAUAUGUAAAAUUGCAGAUAUGGGAUACAGCUGGACAAGAGCGAUUCAGGUCUGUAACGCGGAGCUACUACAGAGGUGCUGCAGGUGCCUUACUGGUUUAUGACAUCACCAGUCGAGAAACCUACAAUGCACUUACCAACUGGCUGACCGAUGCAAGAAUGCUAGCAAGUCAGAACAUUGUAAUAAUACUGUGUGGGAACAAAAAGGAUCUUGAUGGAGAUCGGGAAGUUACCUUCUUGGAAGCUUCCAGGUUUGCCCAAGAAAAUGAGCUUAUGUUCUUGGAAACAAGUGCAUUGACAGGAGAGAAUGUUGAAGAGGCCUUCGUACAAUGUGCAAGAAAAAUCCUUAAUAAAAUUGAGUCAGGUGAACUGGAUCCGGAAAGGAUGGGCUCAGGUAUUCAGUAUGGAGAUGCUGCCUUGAGACAGCUGAGAUCUCCGCGAAGAGCACAAGCUCAAAGUGUUCAAGAAUGUGGCUGCUAAAAACAAAUGGCAAAUUAAAAUACUCAUUUUUGCAGGAGGAAAGCAGUCCUUGCAAUUGAAGUUUGAUGAAACAACUGCCAUGGCUUCGAGUCUCUGCAACUUUAGAACUCCUUUUUGUUUCAGUAAAGCAGACCACAUAUGAUAUUAAAAAAGAAAGUACUGUGGAAUGACCUCCAGAAUUGUGCAAUUGAUACAGCAAGACUGCACAAAAAAACAACCUGAUUCAGUGGACAAUACUGACUAAAAUGCCUGUAUGUAAAUGUUUUCUGUUGUGUAUUUUUGUUAAUUACCUCUAGUUUAAAACAUUGCUGUAUCCUGUCUAUGAAAGGUCACCAUUAAAUUUCCAAAGCAUGAAUACUGACACAAUAUUGCACUAAAAGCUGUUUGGUUUUUGAAUAACUAAACUUUAACUGUGUGGUAAGCUUUAUCAUGUUUAUCUGUUUUUGUACAAUAGCUUCUAUUUAUGAGUUGACAUUGAAAGCUGCUGGCAUUGACUGUCAGUGUUUUAUUUGCCACAUUCUACAAGGUGUUUACUUUUUUUUAAUAUUUAGGUUAUACGUUUACUAAUCCACCAUCUUGAGAAGAACUUUUUUUAACUGAAACAUAGUUGUCCUAUUUCCUGACAGUUCUUAAUGUAUUUCAGUCACUCUGUCAAAUGUAGGCUGUAAAAUACAGUUGUGAACUCUGAGAGCUUACUGCUGUCUGAUCUUGCCUCGGGAGUUUCUUAUUUGUGACAUUUUCUACAUCCUAGCUUGUAAUGGAGAUUGUAUGUUUUGGAUAAAAGGUAAUGUCUACUUGUUUUGUCACUGUAGUGUAGUAUUUGAAGUUGUGAAUUGCCAUUAUCUACUUUUUUUAAUUAAAGCAAUUUCUAUAAGUAA
Hemicordylus capensis (graceful crag lizard) is the source of this 1748-nucleotide messenger RNA. RefSeq names its product RAB4A, member RAS oncogene family (gene RAB4A). Gene Ontology annotation, cellular component: postsynaptic recycling endosome. Bases 214 to 870 code for a protein of 218 amino acids. The transcript is spliced from 8 exons. Gene Ontology annotation, biological process: regulation of endocytosis; Rab protein signal transduction. NCBI's taxonomy places the organism in Eukaryota, Metazoa, Chordata, Lepidosauria, Squamata, Cordylidae. The record is from RefSeq and is a predicted model, not a curated record. Gene Ontology annotation, molecular function: GTP binding; GTPase activity.